Gossypium arboreum is the source of this 525-nucleotide messenger RNA. RefSeq names its product agamous-like MADS-box protein AGL104. Bases 1 to 525 code for a protein of 174 amino acids. The record is from RefSeq and is a predicted model, not a curated record. Gene Ontology annotation, molecular function: protein dimerization activity; RNA polymerase II cis-regulatory region sequence-specific DNA binding; DNA-binding transcription factor activity, RNA polymerase II-specific. NCBI's taxonomy places the organism in Eukaryota, Viridiplantae, Streptophyta, Magnoliopsida, Malvales, Malvaceae. Gene Ontology annotation, biological process: regulation of transcription by RNA polymerase II. The transcript has 5 exons.
AUGGGUCGCAAGAGGCUGUUGAUCAAGAGAAUUGACAACCCUUGUUCUCGUCAAAUAGCUUAUUCAAAACGCGGGAAAGGCAUUCUCAAGAAGGCCACUGAAUUAUCAACGUUAUGUGGUGCUGAUGUUGGCCUUUUGAUGUUUUCUCCUACAGGUUCGAGGAUAUCUUUCUUCGUUAUAUGGACCGGCAUGAUGAUUUCAGUAGUUCUUGUACGAAAGCCUGAAACAUUUGAAGGAGGGUUUGAUGUCCCUUUGUAUCUAUCUCUUUCUCUCCAAACAUGCACAUUUGCAUGCUUAUACACACAGACAGAUGAAUUUAUGACUCUUGAGAGAAAACUCUGUGAACUAAACUGGAAAAUAUAUGAAGCUCAGGAGAAGAUGAGGUCAUAUAGUCCAGAUGUGUCCAAUAUCUACUCAAUUGCUGAAGCUCAACACCACCAGCAAUUUGUUACCAAGGCAAUUCAACGAAUUGAAAAGUUCAAAAAGACAAAGCUGCUUGAGAAAGAGACUUCACCUUCACUGUAA